AUGAGGAAACCAACUAUAGAAGGUCAGCUCUUUUAUGUUGAGGAAAUGGAUCAGUUGGCAGAUGAGCUUCUAGAAGAGUUAUCAACAGAGGAUCCACUACAAGUUGCUUUGACCAAGGAUUCUUCAGAGGGAUAUGUGAGCUCAGAAACUGAUGAGUACAAGAAGCUCCUUGACACCUUCAGACCAGUUCCAAACAUUCUGAGCCUUGAGAGAUUGGACAGGCCAGUUUGCGAAGUCAUGGCAGUGAGCUCGAUCAAGAACUCGAUCGAGUCGAGUUUCGAACAAACGAACUCGAUCGAGCUGGGGGCUGAGAGCAAGGAGCAAGCUCAAGGAGAUUGGUCUGAGCUUAAGGCGCCUAAAGUCGACCUCAAACCUUUGCCUGAGGGCCUCAGGUCUUUUGGAGCAUUCUGGAGCAUAUGGGACACAAGGAGCAUGGAGGGACUUGGCACAUGGAAGCAGCUCAACUGGAUACGCAAAGGAAGAAGGGAGAAGCCAUCUUGA
Messenger RNA from Microthlaspi erraticum, 501 nucleotides. The record is from the annotation of a GenBank genome assembly. NCBI's taxonomy places the organism in Eukaryota, Viridiplantae, Streptophyta, Magnoliopsida, Brassicales, Brassicaceae.